Molecule: messenger RNA, 360 nt
Organism: Nicotiana tabacum (common tobacco)
Lineage: Eukaryota; Viridiplantae; Streptophyta; Magnoliopsida; Solanales; Solanaceae
Molecular function (GO): nucleic acid binding
Source: RefSeq, a predicted model, not a curated record
AUGAAUGCCAACUGGAAAGAUUGGUCAAGAAAACUUGAUGAUGCUCCUUGGGCUUAUAGGACGACCUACAAGACGCCGAUUGGGAUGUAUCCAUAUUUAUUGGUGUUUGGGAAGGUGUGUCAUAUUCCGGUAGAACUUGAGUAUAAGUCCAUGUGGGCUUUGAAAAAGUUGAACCUUGAGUGGGAUGUCGCCGCAAACCUAAGAGUGACACAUUUGAAUGAGCUUAAUGAAUUCUGGUACCAUGCCUACACAAGUUCGUCUCUCUACAAGGAGAAGAUAAAGUACCUCAAUGACAAGUACAUCCACAACAAGGAUUUUAAAGAAGGUGAUCUUGUGCCAUUUUUCAAUUCCCGGAUAUGA